CAAUGGCACUUAAAGGGCAAGAAGAUUAUGUUCUUUUCAAAGAUCCUUCUCAUCCUUUGGAUUUCUUGGAAGCAUUCAGAACAUUCUUUGAUGGAUUAUUUACCGAUAUAACACUUCAGUGUCCUUCAGGUGGUAUCUUCCAUUGUCAUAAAGCCGUUUUAGCUGCCUGCAGCAAUUAUUUUAAAGCAAUGUUUACAGCUGACAUGAAAGAAAAGUUUAAAAAUAAAAUAAAACUCCCUGGGAUCCACCAUGAAGUUCUAGAAGGUCUUAUCAAUUAUGCAUACACUUCACAAAUCAGAAUAACCCAAAGAAAUGUUCAAAGCCUCCUUGAAGCAGCAGACUUACUGCAAUUUUUUCCUGUAAAGAAAGCUUGUGAGCAAUUUUUGGUAAGGCACCUUGAUGUCGAUAAUUGCAUAGGAAUGCAUUCUUUUGCAGAAUUUCAUGUGUGUCCAGAAUUAGAAAAGGAAUCCAGAAGGAUGCUUUUAUCAAGGUUCAAGGAAGUAUGGCAACAAGAAGAAUUUCUUGAAAUCAGCAGUGAAAAAUUAUUCUUUAUUUUGUCCAGAAAGAAUUUAAGUGUUUGGAAAGAAGAAACUGUCAUAGAACCAGUUAUUAAAUGGACAGCACAUGAUGUGGAAAAGCGAAUUGAAGGCAUUUAUGAUCUACUAAACUAUGUAGAAAUAGAUAUAGAUCAAAUGUACUUGAAGACUGCUUUGAGUCUUCAGAGAAGACACUUACUAACUGAAAACAAGUUAAGAGCCUUAAUAUAUAAUGCUCUAAGUCCUAUGCAUAAGGAGGUUUCCCAGAGGUCCACAGCUACUAUGUAUAUAAUAGGAGGCUAUUAUUGGCAUCCUUUAUCAGAGGUUCACAUAUAUCCUUUAAUAAAUGUGUGGAUUCAGGGAGCAGAAAUACCAGAUUAUACCAGAGAAAGCUAUGGUGUUACAAGUUUGGGACCCAAUAUUUAUGUCACAGGUGGUUAUAGGACAGAUAACAUAGAAGCCCUUGAUUCUGUCUGGAUCUAUAAUAGUGAAACUGAUGAAUGGACUGAAGGCUCCCCCAUGCUCAAUGCAAGAUAUUAUCACUGUGCAGUUACCUUAAGUGGUUGUUCUAUGCCCCUGGGGGGUUACAGAAAAGGUGCUCCAGCAGAAGAAGCAGAGUUCUAUGAUCCUUUAAAAAAGAAAUGGAUUCCUAUUGCAAAUAUGAUUAAGGGUGUGGGGAAUGCUACUGCCUGUGUCUUACGGGAAAUCAUCUAUGUCAUUGGAGGCCACUGUGGUUACAGGGGAAGCUGCACUUAUGAUAAAGUCCAGAGUUACAACUCAGACAUCAAUGAAUGGAGUCUGGUCACCUCUAGUCCACAUCCAGAAUAUGGAUUGUGUUCAAUUCCAUUAGAAAAUAAGCUAUAUCUUGUUGGUGGACAAACCACAAUUGCAGAAUGCUAUGACCCUGAACAAAAUGAAUGGACAGAAAUAGCUCCUAUGAUGGAAAGGAGAAUGGAGUGUGGUGCUGUCAUCAUGAAUGGAUGUAUCUAUGUAACUGGUGGAUAUUCCUACUCAAAAGGAACAUAUCUUCAGAGCAUUGAGAAAUAUGAUCCUGAACUUAAUAAAUGGGAAAUAGUGGGUAAUCUUCCUAGUGCCAUGCGUUCACAUGGUUGUGUUUCUGUGUACAAUGUAUAAAUGGAAUCUUAUGAAAACCACUAAGUAAUCAAAACAAUUCACACCUAGCAGAGUACCAAUAAAGAAUCUUAUUUGGUAUCAAAAUAUUAUUUGGACACUGGAGAUUAUCCACUACACCCCCAUGUUUUCUAAAAACUGCAUUAUUUUUAAUAUUUACUUGGACAGCUACAUAAUAAAGGUAGAAAAUUAAAGACAUUUGAAGUCAUGCAUUUCCUUAUCACAGGAUCGAUACUGGUAAGACACCAGAACCUUACUGUGAAAUUGAUACUCAGUUUCUGCCCUUAGUGUCAUGGGCAGUGCACAUUAAAGUACAAUCUAACAGGUGAUUGAAGUGGAUAGAGGAAAUCUUUUCUACCUCUAUACAAUUUUUCAAUAUUUUUUGAAACUUUUUUCAGCUCAAAGUACUGUGGAAUGUAACAUGAAACUAGACACAAUCGUCUUGUCUAGUUUUCUUUUUCUCAUGCAGUUUGUAUAAUCUUUUCAAGUGACUUGAUAGCUAUUAUUUUAGAUUUACUGAGUAUUAUUAACAAUGUUAUAUAAAACAGUCACUGCCUAAGAGUUUACAACCUAAUACUGAAAGGAUGGCAAAACUGAAAAAUGAGAAAAUAUAAUUGCUUAGAAGACUUUGUAUUAAGUAUCAAAAGUUUGUUUUUUUUUUUAACAAAUGUGAACUUUUAUGCAAACAAGGUUACAGUUUAGCUUUCCAUAGUUGACGCAUGUGAAAAAAUACUAAGUCUCAUACCUUUAUAUAGAAUGCAUUUUAGAUCUGGAAGGAACCCUGAUGUUCUUAACCCAGCCAGUUAAUUUUUUCUUUCAAACAGAUAAUGAGAAAGACUGUAUUAAGUUUGUUUAAAUUUUAAACAUUAAGGUAAAAAAGGCUUAAAAUGCUUGAAUUCUUUUCUGUUUUGAAAAUAAAUUACCAUAUCCAAAGUAAAAAAAAAACACCUCUGAAAUAAGAGGAAUUGUGUUGAAGCCCAGUCUGAAUUAGUAAAAAGUAUUACUAAUAGAAUAGGAUGGAAUGUUAGAACUGGAAAGGAUCUUAGAGAUCAUCUAGUCCAACAAAGCAGAAAAUGGAAAAGAAAUAGAGAAACAUUGAAAAACUCUAGACUUACAUCGACCUUGUCUAGGGAUAUAUUUUUUAAAAUAGAUGUGAAUUUCUAAUUGCUUUCUGCAUGCUAUCAUUAUUUAAAUUUUUUCUAGAGUUCUUCAAGAUCUUGUUUAAGUCAUCCUGCCUCUUCUGUACAGACUUUCUUGAUUAUCCUAGCUCUCAGUGAUCGUUUCUUCUUUAAACUCCUGUAGUAUUCUUUGUUGGUACUUGAGGUUAACAAUUCUUGUAGAGUAUUAAAAUUCCUUUUUCUAAUGCUAAGAUAUUCCAGACUCCCACAUUAUAGUACUUUGAUUACUAUCCAUUGAUUGAGAAAAUAUAUAAUCAAAAAAGACUUUUUUGCAUUCAUUAAUAUUGGAAAAUGUAUUUCUGUUUUAUUAAUCAUAACAGCAUCUACAUACAUUUUAAAGUAGUAUUGUGUACAUAUAUGAGACAUUUAUUUAUUCAGGCAUGUUUUCUUUUUUUAUGGAUUAACAGAACUCUUGCAGCAAUUCCCCUACAGUUGACAGGUUUGGAUCCACUUGUCUGGACUACUCAUCUAGCACUGAUUUGUAGUAACAAAUCCAGUGCUGGUUUGUAUUAUUAUUUAGAGGACUAGACUAGAUGAUCUUCUGAGGCCCCUUCUAUAUCUAAAUCUAUGAUCCUAUUGUCUUUUAAUGUAUUUAUCCUGUGUCCCUGACAGAUUUUAAGCAUGUUCAUAGCAGUGACAUUGUCUUAUACCUCUUUCCCCCCAGUGCCUAUCAACUGUUCCCUGCACUAGUAGGUAUUAAAUAAAUGAAUGUUUGUCAGUGACAUCAAUUGUUUGUAAAUUUAAAAAAACCUGUUUGAAGUGUUUGAAGAUGCUUGAAGUUUGUGCUACUAAGUACUUUUUAACAGUUUGUUUUUUUCUUUUAAAAUACUAUUUAUGUUUUUAAUUUGCACUCUGAAGAAAGGAUUAAAUAAAGGCAAAUUUCAGCUGUU
Dromiciops gliroides (monito del monte) is the source of this 3735-nucleotide messenger RNA. RefSeq names its product kelch like family member 23 (gene KLHL23). The record is from RefSeq and is a predicted model, not a curated record. NCBI's taxonomy places the organism in Eukaryota, Metazoa, Chordata, Mammalia, Microbiotheria, Microbiotheriidae. Gene Ontology annotation, molecular function: protein binding.